Messenger RNA from Anopheles stephensi (Asian malaria mosquito), 1024 nucleotides. It is a transcript of the gene vito, whose product is annotated as nucleolar protein 12. NCBI's taxonomy places the organism in Eukaryota, Metazoa, Arthropoda, Insecta, Diptera, Culicidae. Gene Ontology annotation, molecular function: RNA binding. Gene Ontology annotation, cellular component: nucleolus. The transcript is spliced from 2 exons. The coding region runs from base 120 to 962 and encodes 280 amino acids. The record is from RefSeq and is a predicted model, not a curated record.
GAGCAUGCACGCGCUAUUUGUUUACAUUCUUCCAACCAGCAGCGACUGAGCAGACGUUAGCGUGCUCGUUUAGUUAAGAAACUAGCGUGAAAUUGUGUUAGAAACCUUUUUGCUCCAACAUGAAGCGUAAAUCAGAGAGUGGCAACAAGCAGCCCUUCCAGCGGAAAAAGACCGAGCUGGUAUUUGACCCACAGAAACGAAUGGAAUUUCUCACCGGAUUUCACAAACGCAAGCAGCAUCGUCGAAAAGUUGCACAGGGAGAAAUGCAACGAAAGCUGAAGGAAGAAACGAAACGGAUACGCACGGAGGCAAAAGAAAAGAUGAAAAAUCUGUACCAUUCGUACAAACCCUUGUCGGAGUUGACGGAAGAGGAUAAGGCAGAGGAGCAGGAGGAUGAGUAUGACACGGAAAACGUUACCGUAAAGGUAGUGGAACUGUCUACCCGUGAUCUAGCCAAGGAAAACAAUUGGCUCGGUGAAAACCGUGUAAUAGUGAAGGAUGCAAGCGGAUCAGAAGCGGAGGACGCGAGCGACGAUGACGAGCUCGACGAAAACCAGCUGGGUGUUAUUCCGGGCAUGGAGCUGGAAGGAGAGAAAAAGGUUAAAAGAAAACACAAACCGUUGGCCGAAGAGGAUGCGUCGGACGAAGCGGCGGAAAAGGGCGAUAAAAGUGAGGCAGAAAAACAGAAACCGAAGAAGGGACCGGUACUGAACCUGGAUGGCAUACGGUCGAAGAAAGAUUUGAACCACAAGCUAAAACGCUAUGCGCUGAAAUCCAUGAAAAACAGUCAGGCUUUUCGGCAGAAGGAUCGUGUCCAUAAGCUGAAGCAGCUUAAAAAAUCGCGUCGCAUCCGUCACCAGAAGGAGAAACACAUGAAGCAGAAAAAGGGUUUCAGGAACCGCGGUGCUGCUGGUGGCGCCGGUGGCCGAGGAGAAUCAAGACGGAAACGAAAGGAUGACUGAACAGUAUAAGCGACACGAGCGGAUAUAAUACAAUAAAGUAAAAAUUAACAAAAACUCUGCAA